UUUCUGGUGUAACUGGUAUUAAAGAAUUUAAAAGCAAAAGUCUUGAAUCUCAGGGGCGGGAGUGUUCACUCUGCCCGUGGCUCAAACUAAUGAACUAGUCUUCUGUCAGGAACUCGCCGAACAUUUUCUCUUUUUCUCUUUGUCUGUGUGACUGUCUCAUAGUGAAUGUCAUAACAAAGUCCAUUAACAAAUCUGGCAAUUAAAAUCGACCUUUAUCAGCAGAGCUACACGCCCAGUAAAAGCGAUUCCAGGCGUGUUUUGUGUUUUGUGUGUGCUGUUCUCCAGAGACUCCUGAGGGACGAACACACACACUUCUCACUUUUACAUGAAGGCCGCUGAUUUUAUCAAUUGAAAUAACAGCGUGUAUCAGCUGUGGACGAGGAAUGUAAAUUGUGCAGGCUGCUCAGAAAACAAAUUCAGCUCCAGGCUGCUUUCCGGUCAAUGUGCGGUUUAUCCCCUGUUGUCUGCACUAUUUCUAACCAGCCAAAGAUGGUUUACUAGAGGACGAAGUGUAGCUCCGGAUCGUUUUUGAUAUUUAAAACUAUAGAGAGAGGACUUUUAUUCUUCUGCAGCUCAACAAUAGAGUGGAGCCUGUCUGUCUUUCUGUCUGUCUGUCUGUCUGAUUGGACGCCGGUGAACCUCGUCCACCAUGAACCCUCUGAACCAGAUGAAGGCUGGACUGGCCAACAACCCACACAGCGACGGUUCGUACCCCUACGACCCCUCCAGCUGGCAGCAACCCACCAAUCAGCCCACUGGAUCCCUCUCCGUGGUAACCACCGUCUGGGGAGUGACCAAUCCCUCGGCCAGCCAGGGUCUGGGGGGAGGGGUCAUGGGGCCCGGGGCCAACCCAGGCGGGGGUCCCAUCAUGCAGGGCCCCGGGGCUCCAGGCAUGGCCGGCGGGCCGGGUGGCUACAUGGGCCAGCAGGGCUAUGGAGAGCCCAGCAAAGGCUACAUGAACCAGGGCAUGUACGGCCGGACAACUGGGGGCUACGCUGGAGGACCGGGGGGGUACACGGGGAGUUACCCGUCCAACCCCGGCGGCUCCAGAGGUUCGGCCGACUUCACUCAGGCUGCCGCCGCCGCCGUCGCGGCUGCUGCUGCCACGGCAACAGCCACCGCCACGGCAACCGUCGCCGCCAUCCAGGAGAAACAAAACCAAGAGAUGAACUACGGACAGAUGGGCGGUCCAGCCUAUAACAACCAGUUCAUGGCCCACGCUGGGCCCCGUGGCCCCCCUGGCAUGGCUCCUGGAGGUAUGGGGCCUGGUCCGGGCCCUACAAGGGGUCCCCCCUCAAUGGGCCCGAUGUAUGGACCUGGAGGGGGCCCACAGAGGGUCCCCCAGCACCCAAACUAUGGUCCUGGACCACAGCAGGGCCACCUGAGGCCCCCACAGGGCCUCAAACGGCCCUACAACUCUGAGUCCUUCCCAGGAAUGUCUCAGCAGUACGGCGUCCCCGUUGGUUCCAGUGUGAACGUGAUGUCGGGUCCCGGUGGUGCCGGUGGUUCCAUGGCGGGCUCAGCUGGAGGUGGUCACGCCGGGCCUGGUCCCUACUCCGCACCUAACAUGCAGUACCACCCGGGUCCUGGUGGUCCUGGCCCUGCCCCCCAGCGCUCGGGCUCCUCCCCCUCUUAUCAGAACCAUAAGAUGUCCCUCCCACAGUACCCCCCCUCUGGACCCCCCAACUCACAGUACUACAAGCAGGACCAGUUUAACGGUCAGGGCGGAGGUUUAAACGCUCUGGCAACAGGGGGCGCUGGUGGUGUCUACAACUCCUUCAACCAGCCCUCUGGGCCUGGUCGAGGGUUGCCAGGUUACCCUUCCUCCCCAGUACCCGGUAACCCGACCCCUCCCAUCACCCCCAGCAGCUCCAUGGCCCCGCCCUACAUGUCGCCUGGCAACAGCGACGUCAAACCGACGCCCUCUUCCUUCCUGCCCGACAUCAAACCCAACAUGGCCGGCCUGGCCCCACCCCCUCCUACAGGUAACCCCAGUGACGACCUGCGGCUGACCUUCCCGGUGCGGGACGGUGUGGUCCUGGAGCCCUUCAGGUUAGAGCACAACCUGGCUGUGAGCAACCACGUCUUCCAGCUGCGAGACUCCGUCUACAAAACCCUCAUCAUGAGACCGGACUUGGAGCUCCAGUUUAAGUGUUACCACCACGAGGAUCGACAGAUGAACACCAACUGGCCUGCCUCCGUCCAGGUGAGUGUGAACGCAACUCCUCUCACCAUCGAGCGAGGCGACAACAAAACGUCCCAUAAGCCUUUGUACCUGAAGCAGGUGUGUCAGCCGGGCAGGAACACCAUCCAGAUCACCGUCACCGCCUGCUGCUGCUCGCACCUGUUUGUCCUCCAGCUGGUUCAUCGUCCCUCGGUUCGUUCGGUGCUGCAGGGUCUGAUGAAGAAGAGGCUGCUGCCUGCAGAGCACUGUGUCACCAAGAUUAAAAGGAACUUCAGCAGCGGGUCGAUCCCCGGGACUCCCGGGUUAAACGGAGAGGACGGCGUGGAGCAGACGGCCAUCAGAGUCUCGUUAAAAUGUCCGAUUACUUUCCGGCGCAUCCAGCUGCCCGCCAGAGGUCAUGACUGCAGACACAUACAGUGUUUUGAUCUGGAGUCGUACCUGCAGCUCAACUGUGAGAGAGGAACCUGGAGAUGCCCCGUGUGCAAUAAGACGGCUCUGUUAGAAGGUCUGGAGGUGGAUCAGUACAUGCUGGGAAUCCUCAUCUACGUUCAGAACUCAGAGUACGAGGAGAUCACCAUCGACCCGGUGUGCAGCUGGAAGCCGGUUCCCGUGAAGCCGGACCUCCACGUGAAGGAGGAGUCUGACGGUCCGGUGUUGAAGCGCUGCAGGACGCUGAGCCCCAGCCACAUGGUCCUGCCCAGCGUCAUGGAGAUGAUCGCGUCGCUCGGCCCCGCCCCCUCCUCCUCCGCCUCCUCCGCGGCCUCCUCCUCCUCCUCCCCGAUGCCCUACCCUUCCCUACCUGCAGCGGGCAGCAAUAACAGCAGCAACACACCGGACUACCCCGGACCAGCUCCGUCCUAUCCCGGUCAGUCCGGUAGCUUCUCAGACUUCAGUGGUCCUGGGACUCCGGGGGUCGGGGGGGACUUCUCCUCCCCCGGUCCUCCUCCUCUCUCCUACCAGUCUGAGCUCUCCAGUGCCCUCCUCACCCCCGACAAGCCUCCCCCACACCCGCUGGCUGGACAGGUAUCCGUCUCCGGCCGUCUGGACUCCACUUCCCAUGCUGUCUCCCAGCAGCAGUCACAGGGUCUCCACGGCAACUCCCAACUGGGGGGCGGCAACCAGAUGAUGCAGCGUAGCAACCAGAAUCCCCGUCUCCAAGGCGACGGCUCCUUCGGGCUCGGGGGGUCUGCGGAGGUUCCAGAACCUUCUCUGGACUUGCUUCCCGAGUUGACCAACCCGGACGAGUUGCUGUCCUACCUCGGACCUCCAGACCUCCCGAGCAACAACAACGACGACCUGCUGUCCCUGUUUGAGAACAACUGAACACACACGCACUCACACAAAUACACCCGCACACCUCGAGAAUUUAAACAGACUCUACUGUAAAAUAGGAACUCUUUGUCUCCUCGCCCGCCAACACGACUGUCGGUCCAACAUGGCCGCCGUCUGCACAGGAUGGAGCGGACAAUAAGAAGGAAAGGAAACAAAAACAGCUUUUAAAUAUGAAAACUCUUUGAUGUGUGACUAUGAACUUGAUGGUAACUUUAUUUUACUGUUUUUUUUAAUUCUCUGAAACUGUAUUUUGAUGCUUCAUCCUUCAUUCCCUGUCGGAGCUGAAAGCCUCACUGCUAAAGUGAGUGAGUGUCGGUGUUUUAACUACAGAUCACGUGCGCCAUCACUGCUGAGCAUUCUCCAAAUUAUCCACCGGUUUUUACACUGACUUCCCUCCUUCCAGACAGUCGUUAGUUUCUGUUCAUUUCUAUGAAAAUGCAGAGAGAAACUCCAUCACGCUCAGUUUUAUUUUUCUCGGAGUGGCGUUAUUGUUUCGAUCCUGGACGUUCAGCAGUGAUGAAGAGUAAAUGUGAUUUGUAGUUAAUGAGCUAAAUCAGCAGUAAGGUCCUUUCAAACCAGAAUAUUUCUGGUCCAAAUGAGUUUUAAAUGUAAUGGUAUAAAUAGUUGAAGGUGAGCUUUAAAGGAGCAGUCCGCGUCUGUUCUCACAGACAGGUUUUCGUUUGUUUUUCCCCCGAGAUAUGAGGAGACACUGAGGGGGAGCAUUAACAAAGAGGAUCUGUUGGAUUUGAGAGUCCAGAAAACGGCCUGAAAAGAUGAGAAGGUGAACGGAUAAACCGUUUACACUUAGCCACAGCACGCGACUCUGGUUCAAGGUUUUUCUGUGACUCUUCUGAAAAAAUGUUUUGGCUUUUUUUUUUUUUUUUUUUAAAUCCUGGGAUUUCUCACCAGAAAUGAAGUUUGAUUUUAAACACAGAAAACUCCAUUUAUUCUAAUUUCCUGGUGUUAGUUUUGCCUAUAGAUUAGAUUACGUGCCAAUGUCUUUGUGGAACGUCGGUUCAUCUAAAAAGUGGAAAAAAAGACGAUGACAAACAAACAGGACCAUUUAAUCGUCUGUGCUGUAUUUCAUCAUCAUAUCUCACACGUUUUAACGAGUCGAAUGGAGAAGGAAGAUCCAUCACUUCUUUGUGUCGGCGUCGUUUCAGUGGUUUGAGGAUCACUGUUUUUGGGACGUUCAGGUGAUCUUCUACACUCGAUGCUCCACCUGUUGAUCGUUGCUUUGGGGUUUGGUUGCUUUCGUUCUCGUUCAUCCAGAAAGUUAUUUUACCACACGGCCGAAAUGUGGGCUGCCAUUUUAGUUAGAAAAUAAUGAAAUAACAGCAUUUUAAGGUCGGUUUUUAGCUGUGACGCUUGUGUGCUAGUGUUAAUGAAGUCUGGAGAUGCUGCCUUCGUUUGAGAACCUUGUGUUCCUGCAGGUAUUGUAUCCCGGGGAACGGCAGCAGAUUCUGGUGAGAAUUCCCAGGAAACAGCAGGAUCUGAAUUCCUGAGUCAGUGCCACCGACAGGCAUUCGAGAUGGACUGACAUCUGUCCAGACCGCCUCAUUGGAGCCAGGUGUCAAAAAAGGUGUAAACACGUCCAUCCAUAAGAUGUAUGGAGCAGUAUCGGCUGACAGGUUGUCAGUUCUCCUUUGAAAUCAGCCGCCAUCCUCCCUCUCACAUUAAAGCCACAGUAACAAAGUGGCUCUGCAUUUUUAACACUUGUUGCCAAACAGAAGGCGUAAAGGUUUUUUAAGCUAAUAGAUAUUUUACGGAGUCCUUAAUGGAAAAUGAGUGUUAACCACUGGAUAGUUUCUUCUUCACACCAGAGACUUGGAUAAAAGUAGAGAAACUCUCUGGUUUCUGGUGUCUACAGGAAUCUUUGUGUAGCUUCACCAGAAACCUGUGUAAAAAGAAAAAAAAAAAAGUUCUUGCAAAUGUCCCCUUAGGGGCUGAAAUAUUUUAUCAGCGAGCUCGUUAAACUGUUUUAAGUACAACUUCUGCCAGUGUUUUGUUUGUUUGGUUUUUUUUAGCCGUUACUGACACAGCUUCAGGUGCAUCACCCCCAGCCUCUGGACAGCAGUAGGGUCUACACAGAUCCACAUUCAGUGCAGGAAAACCAAGACGGAUGCAGUCGCGUGUCAAAUGAAAUUAAGCCAGAAUAACUGAGUGUAGGAACGCUUCUGUGCAGGACACGCCUCGCGGACACCGGAUCUCCACCCAGUGUCAGACGGAGCUCUCCACCACCAACACCACCACCAAAUCCUUUGAAGCCAGGCAGACACUGUCAGUGGUGGAGGAAGUGUUCAGAUCCUUUACCCGAGUAAAAGUACUAAUACACACUGUGUAAAAAGAAAUGCAACACAAGAAUUUAAAAAGUUACUUAAGUAAAAGUAUUAGAGUCUAAGUAUUAAAAGUAAAAGUGCUCUAAGCAGAAAAACGUCCCCUGUUACAGUUAUACCAUGAAAUGUUCUGGUAUUUAUGCUUGAAAAAUAAAUGUAGUGCAGUAAAAAGAAGAAUAUUUCCCUCUGAAAUGUGGAGGAGUAGAAGUAUACAUCAGCACCUCAGAUGUGUACUUAAGUACAGUACUUGAGCAAAUGUACUUAGUUACAUUUCCGACUCUGGACACUGUACGGGCGAAGGCCGACUUCAGUCCCUAACCAGUCGCCCCCCAAACAAAUUUCAGAAUCGGGUUAAGUUUCCGCCAGAUCCGUUGUCAUCUGGAGUGAAGUUUGAAGUCACGAGGCCCGAUCAAUCACCUGAUCAGACGACGUGUCGGUCCUUGGUCGCCUUUCUGCAGUUGGAGCGGUCCCACAGUCUGGUCGUUCUCGUAUCGCUGCAGCUCGUCUGACUCAGACCGAGCUGUGGUACGAACCUGAACUUGGCUGUCUGUAUGCUCCAUCCGCGGCUCCAAAUAUACAGUAAACACAGGUUUUUCUUCUCGGUAACGCUGCCUUGCUCUCCUGCUGUAAACGUUGUUGAGGACGUGGUCAGUUGAUCCAGUUGAUACAGCAGGAACAUAAAAGUGGCAGAAAAGCAGAUUAAAACACGUAGUUGAGUUAAAAGACAAAGGUUCGUAAAAACACAGGGCGUCUGCAGGGCUUCAGAGGUUCUGUGGGUAGUCGGGGAGGUUGUGCAGCUCCUGCAGGAGGCUCCGGCCGUCGCUGAACGUGGGCCGCGCCUCCGUCUGUCACCAGUCUGUGCAUGUGGCUAAGCGUAAGUGGGAGUUUAUUCGCUCACAUCUGGAUUUUAUCAGAUAGGAGACACCUGAAAUGAAAAGUGUAAACGGGCCCAGAGCUACUCGACUCACUGUUUUCGUAACGAUGUCGCUUGAAAAUCGACUCUGGAACUUUCUUCCAGGAGCGUCGUCGGUCUCUCCCCCCUGAAAUCGAGCCUCUUUAGUGGGGUCUAAGCUCACGCCCCCGCCCUGAAGACAGCGAGAGGCUUUCAGGCAACAAAGAUGGGCAAUAUUAACAGGGGAAGCAAACUCCGUGACCUCGCAGAAAACACAGAGCUGUUGCCCUGAGAUCACAGCCACGGCUUGUAUAUGUGAUAAUAAACAAUUCAGUUCAUCUUCAUCCUCCUCCUCCUCAUGCUCAUCAUUAUUCUGUAUGUUGUAAAGUGACUAGAGUCCAGACAGUUGUGGUGUCUCCUUGUCCCAGUGAGUCCAGUGGCUUCUGGAAAUAAUAAAACUGUACAUGAUCACUCUGUAUGAUUCAGUAAUGAUGCUAAUAACAAUAAUAAUAACCUUUGUAAUUUAAUAAACAC
Xiphias gladius (swordfish) is the source of this 7279-nucleotide messenger RNA. RefSeq names its product zinc finger MIZ domain-containing protein 2-like. The coding region runs from base 650 to 3508 and encodes 952 amino acids. The transcript has 21 exons. The record is from RefSeq and is a predicted model, not a curated record. NCBI's taxonomy places the organism in Eukaryota, Metazoa, Chordata, Actinopteri, Istiophoriformes, Xiphiidae. Gene Ontology annotation, molecular function: SUMO ligase activity; zinc ion binding. Gene Ontology annotation, biological process: regulation of transcription by RNA polymerase II; protein sumoylation.